AUGAACCGGAAAAAACUAAAUCGUUACCAAAUCAGGAAAGCCAAAUUCUCCCAGGGUCCUCUCCACAAAAAAAAAAAAAAAAAAAAAAAAACCCUCUGGUUUCGGUACUCCGCUACAAUGCCGGACUCAAUCCUAUAUUACCAUAAUACCCUCUUCCUUUUCAUUAUUUUCACUUUGGUCCCUCUUCCCCUCUCUCUCAUCGAGCUCUGCUUUCCCUCGUUUUUAUCGAAGUACAAGAUCCAGCCAAAGGUUUGGCUAACGCCGGCGAAGUUUCUGGAGUGUUAUAAGAAUGUGAUGAAGGUCUUCUUUCUCGUUGUUUGCCCGCUUCAGUUGAUGUCGUAUCCUACAGUAAAGUUAAUAGGAAUAAGGGCAGGAUUGCCAUUGCCAUCAUUAUGGGAAGUGGGAGUGCAAUUGCUUGUAUACUUCUUGAUAGAGGAUUAUGGGAAUUAUUGGCUCCAUAGAUGGCUUCAUGGAAAAUGGGGGUAUGAGAACAUUCACAAGGUUCAUCAUGAAUUCACAGCCCCCAUUGGCUUCGCUGCGCCUUAUGCGCAUUGGUCUGAGGUGCUAAUUCUUGGAAUUCCAACGUUUGUGGGUCCAGCGCUUGUGCCGGGUCAUAUGAUAACAUUGUGGCUCUGGAUUGCACUUCGGCAGAUUGAAGCACUCGACACUCACAGCGGGUAUGAUUUACCUCUGAGUUUUACGAAAUUCAUUCCCUUCUAUGGAGGUGCAGAGUAUCAUGAUUAUCAUCAUUAUGUUGGAGGCCAAAGCCAGAGUAACUUUGCAUCUGUGUUUACAUAUUGUGACUACUUGUAUGGUACUGAUAAGGGCUACAGGUAUCAGAAGGCUCACCUUGCAAAGUUGAAGGAGCAAUGGGCCUUGGGUGAUCAAAAUGGAGUAAGCGAUUUGAAGAGCAACCAGAAGUCUGAGUAAAAAGGUUUUGUAGUUGCUCGCUUCAAAAGUUUUUGUGAGGCAGCGGAUGGAUCUCGUACCUUCAGCUCUCUACAUGAUUUUCCUGUGCAGAAUGUUUGCUUUCUUUCAGGUGCAUAGAAUGGCAUUGGGAUGAUAUCUGGACUCUGGAGAAUGUUUCUGUAUUUUUUAGGCCUCAAUUGGUGAUUUUGAUAUACAGUUAAGGGUGUUUCUUUGUAUGGGCAGAUAUCUUUGUCUUUUCAGAGUGUUACUAUUGUUGGAUUUAAUCUAAUAAAUCUAUUUGUGGACACAUAUGAUUAAUCAA
Messenger RNA from Asparagus officinalis (garden asparagus), 1231 nucleotides. Its product is annotated as methylsterol monooxygenase 1-1-like. The record is from RefSeq and is a predicted model, not a curated record. NCBI's taxonomy places the organism in Eukaryota, Viridiplantae, Streptophyta, Magnoliopsida, Asparagales, Asparagaceae. Gene Ontology annotation, biological process: sterol biosynthetic process. The coding region runs from base 1 to 930 and encodes 309 amino acids. Gene Ontology annotation, molecular function: iron ion binding; C-4 methylsterol oxidase activity. The transcript has 5 exons.